UAAGCGACUCCUACUCCGACACCUAGGACGCUUCGGCUACUAUCGCGCGCGCCGCCCCCUUUGCGAGCCGCUGCCCUAACCGUACUCCGCUUGCGUUCUAGCUCGCGCGUCCUCUCGCGAUAGCAGUCGGCGAGCCCCGGACCCAACAUGGCUGAAGAGGAGGUGGCCAAGCUUCAGAAGCACCUUGCCCUGCUGCGGCAGGAAUACGUGAAGAUGCAGCAGAAGCUGGCCGACACAGAGAAGCGCUGCACCCUGCUGACGGCUCGCGAAAGCGGCAGCGACUCCUUCAUCUGCCGCCUGCUGGCCAUCGUGGCCGAGCUCUACCAGCAGGACCAGUACAGUGACCUGAAGGUAAAGGUUGGCGAGAAGAUGUACAGUGCUCAUAAGUUUGUGCUGGCAGCUCGCAGCGAUGCCUGGGCUUGUCCAAACCUGACAGCCGUCACGGAGCUCGACCUGUCUGACACGAAGCCCAAUGUCGCCAUGGCAAUGCUGCGCUGGGCCUACACAGAUGAGCUGGAGCUCAGCGAGGACGACACUUUCCUGAUCGACCUCAUGAAGCUGGCCAACCGCUUCCAGCUGCAGCUCCUCCGGGAGAGGUGCGAGAAUGGCGUGAUGUCCUCUGUGAACGUGAGGAACUGCAUCCGCUUCUACCAGACGGCGGAGGAGCUGAACGCCAGCACCCUGAUGAACUACUGCGGGGAGAUCAUCGCCAGCCACUGGGACGACCUGAGGAAAGAGGACUUCAGUACCAUGAGUGCCCAGCUACUGUACAAGAUGAUCAAGUCCAAGACUGAGUUCCCUCUGCAUAAGGCCAUCAAGGUGGAGCGUGAGGACGUAGUCUUCCUCUACCUCAUAGAGAUGGAUUCACAGCUGCCCGGGAAGCUGAAUGAACUGGACAACAACGGUGACCUGGCCCUGGACCUGGCUCUGUCUCGCAAGCUGGAGAGCAUCGCCACCACGCUGGUGAACAACAAGGCUGACGUGGACAUGGUGGAUCAGAGUGGUUGGAGCCUGCUACACAAGGCCAUCCAGAGAGGUGACGAGUUUGCGUCAACGUUCCUGAUCCGUCACUCGGCCAAAGUGAACGCAGCCACCAAGGGCGCUGUGGAGACGCCGCUGCACCUCGUCUGCUCCUUCAGCCCCAAGAAGCACGCGGCGGAGGUGAUGGCUGGCAUCGCGCGCAUCACGGAGGCCUUGCUCAGGACUGGCGCCAACCCCAACAUGCAGAACAGCAAAGGCAGGCAGGUGGCCGCCUCUCACACCGGAGGACCCCCCCUGCACGAGGCAAUAGCUUCUGGGAAUGAGUCCGUCUUCAACCAACUUCUACUGUGCAGGCAGCUGGACCUGGAGCUAAAGGACCACGAGGGCAGCACAGCUCUAUGGCUGGCCCUGCAGUAUAUCACCAUGGCCUCAGACGCGUCGGUCAACCCCUUCGAGGACGAUGCACCCGUGCUCAAUGGGACAUCCUUCGACGAGAACAGUUUUGCUGCCAGGCUUAUCCAGCGGGGCAGUGACCCAGAUGCACCUGAUGCGGCCACAGGAAACUGCCUGCUUCAGAGAGCAGCAGCAGCGGGGCGUGAGGCAGCUGCCCUCUUCCUGGCCACUCAUGGGGCAAAGGUCAACCAUUCCAAUAAAUGGGGUGAGACCCCACUCCACACAGCCUGCCGCCACGGCCUGGCCGGGCUGACUGCGGAACUGCUUCAGCAAGGGGCUAACCCCAACCUGCAGACAGUGAGUGCGCCCCCUAGUGACGAGAGGGGCCACACCGGGGCCGUGUGGCUGCAAAGCCCCCUGCACAUGGCCAUCGUCCACAACCACCCCGAUGUGGUGUCCGUCAUUCUGGAACAGAAAGCUAACGCUCUCCACGCCACCAACAACUUGCAGAUCAUCCCAGAUUUCAGCCUGAAGGACUCCAUGGACCAGACGGUCCUGGGGCUGGCACUGUGGACAGGCAUGCACACGAUAGCCGCCCAGCUCUUGGGCUCUGGAGCUGCCAUCAACGACACCAUGUCCAGUGGGCAGACCCUCCUGCACAUGGCCAUCCAGAGACAGGACAGCAAGAGCGCCCUCUUCCUACUGGAGCACCAGGCCGACAUUAAUGUCAGGACCCAGGAUGGCAAGACAGCACUGCAGCUAGCCAUCAGCAACCAGCUCCCCCUUGUGGUGGACGCCAUAUGCACCCGAGGUGCAGACAUGUCGGUAGUGGACGAAAAGGGGAACCCCCCACUGUGGCUGGCCUUGGAGAGUGGCCUGGAGGACAUCGCCUCCACUCUGGUCAGACAUGGCUGCGAUGCCACCUGCUGGAGCCCUGGGCCGGGAGGCUGCCAGCAGACACUACUGCACCGCGCCGUGGACGAGAACAAUGAGGGCAUGGCCUGCUUCCUCGUGCGCAGUGGCUGCGACGUGAACAGCCCCCGGCGGCCGGGUCCCAAUGGAGAAGGGGAUGAGGAGGCUCGGGACGGACAGACACCCCUGCACCUGGCCAGCAGCUGGGGCCUGGAGGAGGUGGUGCAGUGCCUCCUGGAGUUCGGGGCCAAUGUCAACGCGCAGGAUGCUGAGGGUAGGGCCCCCAUCCAUGUGGCCAUCAGCAACCAGCACAGCGUCAUCAUACAGCUUCUUAUUUCACACCCGGAUAUUCGGCUAAAUGUCCGGGACCGGCAGGGCAUGACACCCUUUGCCUGUGCCAUGACGCACAAGAACAACAAGGCAGCUGAGGCCAUCCUGAAGAGGGAGUCUGGAGCGGCUGAGCAGGUGGACAACAAAGGGCGUAACUUCCUGCAUGUGGCGGUGCAGAACUCAGACAUCGAAAGCGUGCUCUUCCUCAUCAGUGUGCAGGCCAACGUGAACUCGCGAGUGCAGGAUGCUGCCAAGCUCACGCCCCUCCACUUGGCCGUGCAGGCAGGGUCCGAGAUCAUCGUCCGCAACCUGCUCCUGGCUGGGGCCAAAGUGAACGAGCUGACCAAGCACAGGCAGACUGCCCUACACCUGGCUGCCCAGCAGGACCUGCCCACCAUCUGCUCUGUGCUGCUGGAGAACGGUGUGGACUUCACAGCUGUGGAUGAGAAUGGCAACAAUGCCCUUCAUAUCGCCGUGAUGCACGGACGUCUGAAUAACGUGCGAAUCUUGCUCACGGAGUCCACUGUAGAUGCGGAAGCCUUCAACCUCAGGGGUCAGUCACCAAUGCAUGUCCUGGGGCAUUAUGGGAAGGAGAAUGCCGCCGCCAUCUUUGAGCUCUUCCUCGAGCUCGAGUGCAUGCCGGAGUAUCCAUUGGACAAGCCUGACAACGAAGGGAACACCGUGCUUCUGCUGGCAUACAUGAAAGGAAACGCCAACUUGUGCAGGGCCAUCGUGAGGUCCGGUGCCCGCCUAGGAGUCAAUAACAAUCAGGGUGUCAACAUCUUCAACUACCAAGUGGCAACUAAGCAGCUGCUCUUCCGGCUUCUCGACAUGUUGUCUAAGGAGCCACCAUGGUGUGACGGCUCUAACUGUUAUGAAUGCACAGCGAAGUUUGGCGUCACCACAAGGAAACAUCACUGCCGUCAUUGUGGCCGCCUGCUGUGUCACAAGUGUUCCUUGAAGGAGAUCCCCAUCAUCAAAUUCGACUUGAACAAGCCCGUGCGGGUGUGUAACAUCUGCUUCGAUGUACUGACGCUGGGCGGGGUGUCCUAACGCCCCCCUCCCCCUCGCCACCACUGCCACCGCCUUCGUGCCCGGGUCACAGCCGGGGGAAUCCUGGGAGAGGCCCACUGGGAAGCCUGGACAAAUUUCACACCGCUCAUAUGUACCUUUCCUUCACCAUUUUGUUUUCCACUGCCCGGUUUUUCAGUUUUAUAGUUUUCAAGUAGUUUGUUCUGGUGAUUAAAGUGUAGCGUGAACAAAGGAAUGGGUGGAAGUGCAGCAGAGGUUGGGGGGAAUAUCACCGUCACUCGUGAUGUUCAUGAAGAACCGAUUACCGUGGAGAUCAGCGAUGCUUAUUUCUAGUCUGGAACGGAAUGCUAAGUAGUGUUAAUCAGUACAAUUCAAUAAUGUAAGGCUGGGUUCAGCAAUUCAAAAAACUUAAUUGUAAGUAAGAAGGUCUCUUACUGGAGCCCCAAUAUUUAUAAAACUUGAUACUUUAAGUGGCAAUCUUUGGAGGACACUAACGUGGUAGCAAAUGGUCACUUUUACCGAUUAAACGACACUGCGCCUUUCUAGAAUGUUAUGGAUGAAAGCAUCACUAGAAAACUCACAAGCGUCAGGUACGAGAAUGAUCUCUGCUUACCACAAUGAGCUCAUCUGUUUUGUGCAGAGCUACACGUUUUACCCAUUUAAUCAAUAGAUCUGUAGUCCCCCCCGAUAGUAGAAUGGACAGUCUACUGUGGAUGUGUAGCAUAGACUCUGAAGGGGGGAAAUGCCAUCCCUCAUUGGGUAAGCUUCCAAAACAGCAAGAACUACACUUGUGGAAGAGAGAGAGAUUAUGUACCUGGAUGACUGAGAAACACUUGGAGAUCUGUCAUGUUACAAACAACAGAUUUUUUUAAUUAUUAUUUUGAUGGAAUACUAAGAGCUUAAUGCAUAUGCAUGAGCUUCCUUUACAGCACAUUUAAAGAAUCAUUUUCAGAUUACCAAAGGAUACAUUCCAUUUAUUGCAGGAUUUCUUGCUGGACCUUAAUUUCAGUUACUAGUUAAAUUUUUAACUGAAUGCCAUUAACACAUUAUGUAUGAUCUCAUGUUUGCUAUACAGCUACAGGCUUCAUCAGAACUACACCAUGUCUUACUAGUUAAUUUAGAGUUUAGAGAGGAUGUGAUCACAGGCUGUGGUCGGCUCUUUAUUGAUAAAUUGUACAGAUAAAUGUAUAAUAUUUUUGACCACUAUAACUGUUUUGUACUUUAUGCAGUUUGUGCUUUUUGUCAAUGUGACAAAACUUUGCCUCAGUUAACCUUUUAUGCACAUUGUAUCGUAUCUGUACGCUCAGAUAUUUAGCCUGUUUCUUUAUCGCAGGAGAACAACUUUACAUAAAGGUCAUCAAAAAGCA
Molecule: messenger RNA, 5015 nt
Organism: Brienomyrus brachyistius
Lineage: Eukaryota; Metazoa; Chordata; Actinopteri; Osteoglossiformes; Mormyridae
Gene: ankfy1
Product: ankyrin repeat and FYVE domain containing 1
Molecular function (GO): protein binding; metal ion binding
Source: RefSeq, a predicted model, not a curated record